AUGCCAACAUUAGAUAGAAUAUGUUUUCAUUGUGGUACAAUAAUCAAUGAUCCAUUUUAUUUAAUGGUUGUUAAUCAUAGUUGGCAUUUAUCUUGUCUUAAAUGUUCUGAUUGUGGAAUUUUACUUGAACAUGAACAAACAUGUUUUGCUAAAGAUGGACAAAUUGUUUGUAAAAAUGAUUAUAAUAAAAAAUAUUGUUCACAUAUUUGUACACGAUGUAAUCGAACUAUUCAACAAGAUGAAAUUAUUCUUCGUGCCGAACAAUUCAUAUUUCAUUUAGAAUGUUUUACAUGUAAUAUUUGUCAUAUACUUCUUCAUCCAGGUGAUGAAUUUGGUCUAAGAGAAAAUUCUAUUUAUUGUCGAAAUCAUUUUUUCGAACAAAAUUCUUGUAUAAUACAUGAUGAUUCAGGUUAUAAUACAUCACCCAAUGAAAUACGUAAAUUAAAUAAUGAUGAAGAAUAUGAAAUUCUUUCGCCAACAUUAAUUUCUUCAUCUUAUUUUAUUGAAACAAAUAAUAAUAAAUCUCAUCAUAGCAAACAAAAACGUCUUCGAACAAGUUUUAAACAUAAUCAAUUACGUUUUAUGAGAUCAUAUUUUAAUUUAAAUCAUAAUCCAGAUGCAAAAGAUUUAAAAAAUCUUUCGGAAAAAACAGAUUUACCUAAACGUGUUCUACAAGUUUGGUUUCAAAAUGCUCGUGCAAAAUAUCGUCGAAGUAGUGUAUUAUCCCGAGAUGAUAAAUUAUAUCUAUCAUCACCAAGCAAUUUCAACGAAUUAGAAAAUUGUAUUUUAUCAUCAUAA
Molecule: messenger RNA, 798 nt
Organism: Adineta steineri
Lineage: Eukaryota; Metazoa; Rotifera; Eurotatoria; Adinetida; Adinetidae
Source: the annotation of a GenBank genome assembly